This is a messenger RNA of Formica exsecta, 2147 nucleotides long. Its product is annotated as transmembrane protein 68. Lineage: Eukaryota; Metazoa; Arthropoda; Insecta; Hymenoptera; Formicidae. Gene Ontology annotation, molecular function: acyltransferase activity. Gene Ontology annotation, cellular component: membrane. Bases 691 to 1542 code for a protein of 283 amino acids. The transcript has 6 exons. The record is from RefSeq and is a predicted model, not a curated record.
AUACUUCUAUAGUCAAAGUAGUAUAUGCUGUAACUGUACUAUUGUGCUAUUGAUAAUAUGUUGACAGACUACACAUUAUGACAUGACAGUGCAAGUUGACAGCUAUACAUUUAGCGUUUUUCCGGUCGGUGAAUUUCAGAGUUGAUUCAUCAAUAUAUAUAUAUAAUAUAUACUGCAUAAAAAAAUAAUACAUAAAAAAUAAUUAAAGAAAUAAUAAUUUGAUACAAUGACGCGAUAUAAACACACGCAUUAUAAAAACAAAAUUGACCACGCAUACCAGUUUAUUGAAUGACUCGAUAAAAUUUGAAUUGACGACGAUUAAUAUCUAAUAUAUGCGAUAAUAAUGUACUCAAUCCGACGAUAAUGGCGCAUAGUAAUUAAUUUCGCCGGAAAUGAUUUUAGAAUAUAAAUAAAAAUGCUAAAUAUGCUGAAUGUGUAUAUACAAGGUCAUAAAAUCGUCAGUCUGUUAGCAACAGUGAAUAUGUGGACGGUUUCUGCAAAGAUAUUACACUCUCAAUCAUUUUAUUAAUUAAUCUUUGUCUUAGAUAUUUCUUUUCUUAUAUGUAAAUCUAAAUAUGUUUUCCUUUGUAUACAAUGUAUGGCCAAUAAUAGAAGAGACUAUAGGUAAAAACAUUGUAUUUAUUUGAAUAUAUCGACGUGGAUUUUACGUUGUGGCUGUCAUGGCUUUUAAUGCCACUUCUCAUAACAUUUCUGCUCCCGCUUGUGAUUGUGCUACUGUUGUAUUCGACUUCCAUAAUAUUAUAUAUCUACAAGUUACACAGAGUUAGACUAAGAAAUGCUUAUGGCACUGCGUGGCAAAAUGCAGCACGUUAUAUGGUCGCAGCUCUCUGGGAUGCACAUGGUUGGAUCUGGCAUGGAUAUGAAAUUGUGGGUUUAGAAAAUAUCCCACAGGAUAAACCAAUAUUGUUUAUAUAUUACCAUGGAGCUAUCCCAAUUGAUUUGUAUUAUUUCACAUCCAAAGUAUUUUUAUUUAAUUCAAAACUAGUCCAUACAGUAGCAGAUCGAUUUCUCUUUAAAUUUCCUGGAUGGUCUAUCAUUUCUGAUGUUCUGAAAGUGAUACCUGGUACAGUUCAAACAUGUUCUGCUAUUUUAAAGGAGGGUAACAUGCUCUCUAUCUCUCCGGGUGGAGUAUAUGAAGCUCAGUUUGGGGAUUCUUAUUAUGAACUUAUGUGGAAAAAAAGAAUGGGUUUUGCAAAGGUUGCCUUGGAUGCAAAAGUGAGUAUAAUUCCUUUGUUUACGAGAAAUAUCAGAGAAGCAUUUAGAACAGUGAGUUGGGGAAGAAGAAUGUGGCUGAGGAUAUAUACUUGGACAAAAUUUCCUUUUGCACCAGUCUAUGGUGGCUUUCCAGUAAAAUUGGUAACAUAUGUGGGUAAGCCUAUUCCAUACGACGGAAAUCUUACACCUGAAGAGUUGCAGCUAAAGGUUGCUAAUGCUCUUAGAAAUCUAAUAAAAGAACAUCAAAUAAUACCUGGUAACAUAACACGGGCUUUAAUUGAAAGAAUACGUAAUAUAAAAAGAUAGAAGGAUUAACAAUAGAUAAAUAAUCUCUCUUCCUUCAUGUACUUAACAAUUAAUGAGGUACAAUUCUCAGUAUUUCUUAGAAAUUAUUUUAAUUUAAUUGAUUAGUUUUUUUUUAGCUGUUGAUAGUAAAAGAUAAAUGUAGUAAAUUUAAAAAAUGGAGGAUUUAUAUUUAGUUUUUAUAUUUUAUAUUUAGUUUUAUAUUUGUACUUGAAUACAUAGUUGGUUAUUAUAAUUUAUAAUAAUAUAGUUAUAAUUUUUAUAUAUGUACGCAUGCGCGCGAGGAAACAGGAAUGUCUUAAUACAAAUUUAUGCACAUAUUGGUGCAUUUUCAUAUAUGUUUCAGGAUAUGCCCAAAUUCAUCGUGUAUUAAGAUAUUUCUGUUUCUGUAUGUAUAAUUUAAUAUGCAUACAAAUAGCAUACAAUGUAAAAUAAUUCCCUGUGUAUUGUGUUAAGUAUGAAAGCAAAUGUGAUUAUUUAACAUUUAUGCAUAUAUUCCUAUCUUUUGUUACCUUAUACACAUUAUGAUCUACUUAUCUUAUUAAAAAAAAUUAUUAUUUUUAUAUGAGAAGAUUCUAUAUAAUAUAAAUAAUAAUAAACCUACUUAU